AUGACCAUAACCCUCCACACCAAGGCGUCCGGAAUGGCCCUGCUGCAUCAAAUCCAAGGGACCGAGCUGGAGACCCUGAACCGCCCGCAGCUCAAGAUCCCCCUGGAGCGGCCCCUGGGCGAGGUAUACGUGGACAGCAGCAAGCCCGCCGUGUACAACCAUCCCGAGGGUGGCGCGUACGACUAAGCCGCUCCCGCAGCCUCCGCGCCCGUCUACGGCCAGUCCGGCGUCGCCUACGGCCCCGGGUCCGAGGUGGCGGCGUUUGGCGCCAACGGCUUGGACUUCCCGCCGCUCAACAGCGUGUCUCCGAGGCCGCUGGUGCUGCUGCACCUGCCGCCUCAGCUCUCACCCUUCCUGCACCCCCACGGCCAGCAGGUGCCCUAUUACCUGGAGAACGAACCGAGCGGCUAUGCGGUGUGCGAGGCCGGCCCUCCCGCUUUCUACAGGCCAAACUCAGACAAUCGGCGCCAGGGUGGCAGAGAGAGAUUGGCCAGUACCAGUGACAAGGGAAGCAUGGCUGUGGAGUCUGCCAAGGAGACCCGCUACUGUGCAGUGUGCAAUGACUAUGCCUCAGGCUACCAUUAUGGCGUCUGGUCCUGUGAGGGCUGUAAGGCCUUCUUCAAGAGAAGUAUUCAAGGACAUAAUGACUACAUGUGUCCAGCUACCAACCAGUGCACGAUUGACAAGAACAGGAGGAAAAGCUGUCAGGCCUGUCGGCUCCGCAAGUGCUAUGAAGUAGGCAUGAUGAAAGGCGGGAUACGGAAAGACCGAAAAGGAGGGAGAAUGUUGAAACACAAGCGCCAGAGAGAUGAUGGAGAGGGCAGGAAUGAAGUGGGGUCCUCCAGAGAUAUGAGGGCUUCCAGCCUUUGGCCAAGCCCGAUCUUGAUUAAGCAUACUAAGAAGAACAGCCCAGCCUUGUCCCUUACAGCCGAUCAGAUGGUCAGUGCCUUGCUGAAGGCUGAGCCCCCCAUAAUCUAUUCCGACUACGAUCCUUCCAGCCCCUUCAGUGAGGCUUCGAUGAUGGGCUUGCUGACCAACCUUGCUGACAGGGAGCUGGUUCACAUGAUCAACUGCGCAAAGAGGGUGCCAGGUAAGAACACUAAGCUCAACAUUUAUUUUGAGAGUCAAUAA
Neomonachus schauinslandi (Hawaiian monk seal) is the source of this 1131-nucleotide messenger RNA. RefSeq names its product estrogen receptor-like. Gene Ontology annotation, biological process: regulation of DNA-templated transcription; steroid hormone receptor signaling pathway. Gene Ontology annotation, cellular component: nucleus. The record is from RefSeq and is a predicted model, not a curated record. Lineage: Eukaryota; Metazoa; Chordata; Mammalia; Carnivora; Phocidae. Gene Ontology annotation, molecular function: sequence-specific DNA binding; DNA-binding transcription factor activity; zinc ion binding.